Nematolebias whitei (Rio pearlfish) is the source of this 5400-nucleotide messenger RNA. It is a transcript of the gene tubgcp6, whose product is annotated as tubulin, gamma complex associated protein 6. Bases 98 to 5326 code for a protein of 1742 amino acids. Gene Ontology annotation, molecular function: microtubule minus-end binding; gamma-tubulin binding. NCBI's taxonomy places the organism in Eukaryota, Metazoa, Chordata, Actinopteri, Cyprinodontiformes, Rivulidae. Gene Ontology annotation, cellular component: gamma-tubulin complex; spindle pole; equatorial microtubule organizing center. The record is from RefSeq and is a predicted model, not a curated record. The transcript is spliced from 24 exons. Gene Ontology annotation, biological process: microtubule nucleation; spindle assembly; meiotic cell cycle.
GAAACAUUCAGAUAAAAGACCUGACGGCUCUAUCUGGAGAAGAUAGACAGCAUCAAGAAGCAUCGUUGUAGCGUGCGUCUGAGGCAGAAGAGCGAUCAUGUACCUGAGCUCCAACAACUCCACGAAGCCCGUCUGCAGCAGCAUUACUGACCUGCUGAACGCCCUCUGUGGCUGCAGCCUUUCUGGGGUGUCUUGGAAGCGCAGAGCCUUGGGAGGAGUUUCCAGAGAAAGUUUUCACAGAGCUCUCAAAAAACGAGCCUAUGGUGCCCUGCUGUCUAAGCUAUUUCAAGAUGGUACCAAAGGACCUGCCUCAAAACAGAGUGCAACUGCUAAUACGCCACCCAGAAACAAAGUCCUCAUGAUGUGCUUCGACCUGAGGGUGGCAGGGUGUCGAGAGGAAGCAGAGAGGCUGGAGGAGCAGCUCGAGAAGCUGCCUGAAGGGGAGUCUUCUGGUCUCAAGGAAGUAGAUUCAGUGCUUGACCUCCUGGUGUUUCUAGCUGGCUCUGCACCCCCACCUUUGACCUCUUUCAGUAAAGACUACAUGAGACGAGAGAGACUCGUUGUGCGGAGGCCACAACCUUGGAGCUACCAGAGCGAGGAGCUGCAGAGGCUUGAAGCCCGGGCAUGGGGUCUGAUCUGUGCAGAAGAAUGGGGGACUUUGGAGACUCUCCAAGGAACUCAUCAGUUGAUGGAAGCUCCGCCGGGCACAGGACUGCUAGCUUUAAGAAAUAAAUAUGAGGUAGAGGAAAGAUUUGAGAAAGAAACCAGGCUGUCAUUGUUUGGAGCACUGCAGCAUAGUAGCACAUCGGACAUGGACAUCAGACUGGACAUGCCUCCCGUUCCCAGUAAUAUUGAUGUUACUGGGUUGGCUAUCAGGGUUCCUUCCUGUUUAGAUCAGUCUGAAGACGAGGGUUUCCAGUCGGCUUCAAACCUGACCCCAGACUCUCAGUCAGAGCCCAGCCCUGUUCCAGACAUUGAUAUUUGGGAGGCUUUACUCACAUUUGAGCCUGGAAGACGUCGUUGCUGGGAGUCUGUUGGCUGCCCCCCAGGAAGGCGGGAGUGUUUUUAUCUGACAGAGGGAGGCAGGGAAGCCUUUGAUCAGCUGUAUCGGCUGUGGGAGGGGGAGAUGAGGGUAGUGAGCAUGGGCACAUCAUCUCCUAUCCUCAUGCUGCCCCUGGACUCUCAGUCGCAAUUAGUGUCCGACCUCCUAAAUGUUCUGAUAGGAGUGGCGUCCACCACCUUCCCUCUCAACAAGAGCAUUCAGUUUGACGUCAGGCCCAGUGUGUGCGUGUCAGGGGCCUCUCCGGAGAGCGUGUCUCGUCUUUUGGGGGAGUUGGCUCAGUAUGGCACUUACUACCUGAGGCUUGGCCGCUUUUCUCUGCAGAGUGCUGACAAGAAGGGCCUAGUCUUCCAGGCCUUCACUGGAGGUCUGAGGAAGUAUCUACAUUACUACAGGGCUUGUGUUCUCAGCACCCCACCUACUCUCAGCCUGCUAACAAUUGGAUUCCUCUUUCGCAAAGUUGGCCGCCAGCUCAGGUACCUAUCAGAGCUGUGCUGUGUCGACGGGCCUUUAGGUGCAGGCCAAGCUACCUUUCCUGUGGGGGUUAAACUGCUGUCCUAUUUGUACAACGAAGCACAGAACAACUGCAGCAACGAGAACUAUCCCGUCCUACUGUCGCUGCUGAAGAGCAGCUGUGAGCCAUACACACGGUUUGUUUCUGACUGGGUCUACAGUGGUGUGUUUCGAGAUGUUUAUGGAGAAUUCAUGAUUAAAGUCAACGAGGAAUACCUCAGCUUCAGGGACAAAAACUUCUGGGUCCAAGGCUACACGCUGAUCUCAAAGGACGUGGAGGACUGUGUGCCAGCCUUCCUGAGACACAUUGCCAACGAUGUGUAUGUCUGUGGAAAGACCAUCAACCUCCUCAAAAUCUGCUGCCCACAGCACUACAUCUGCUGGUCGGAGCUGCCGGUACCCCGCAUUGCUGUCACCUUCUCCCUCCAGGAGGUGGAGGAGAUUGAGAGAGACUGCGCUGUGUAUCGCGGACGCAUGGAGAGGAUUGCGAAGCACAGCGCUAUCAGCAGGGAGGAGCAAGCCCUGCGAGCAGAGCAGGCCCGCCAGGAGCUGAUCAAUCAGGUCAGAGAGUCGGCAGCAAAAACCCUGGAGAGCAUCCGAGGGCGCCAGGUGUCACUGCGUCUGGCUGAGGAGGCCAAGAAAAGGGAGCGCUUUGAAGAACUGAAACAGCACCUGGAACAGGAGCAAGAGUGGAGAAUUGCAGCCAAGAUGAAGCAGGAGGAGAAUGACUUCAGCUUUGCCAGAGAGCUGAGAGACCGGGGCAAGAGACUACAAGCCUUGGAGGAGCAGCUGGAGCAGAGAGCCAGGAAGGAGCUGAUUGCUCAGUACAGCCGCUUGUCAGAGGAAGCAGCUCGCAGAGAGAGACGAGCCAUGUGGCGAGUGCAGCGAAUGAGACUCGACGAAGCCCGCGCUCACUUCUUCAUGUUUGACAGGCAGAAAAUUCAGGCUAUACUGGAGAAAUAUCCCUUAGGCCAGGAGAGACCUCGCAUGGAUGUGUUACCAGCUGCUCCCUCAGCUCAACAGACACUUGAAGAACAGUCGGCUCAGGCUCUAGCGUCUAAAGCAGAGUCCCCAGCACAGGAUCCAUCCACAGCAAAGUCUGCUCUCAUCUUUGAGGACACUGACAUCUGUGACCUUAUUCCAAAAUCAUCAAAGCCUGACAGUCCGCAAGUGGAUAAAGCUCUGGAGGAGAUUGGCUCUGACCUGCCGGAAGCCCGUCAUGCUAUACAACUUGUAGAAUACGACUUUAGUGCCCCCUUUAGUCUGCAUGAGGGAAUUGCUGGUCAAGCCACAGUCCAGCCCAGGCCUCGAUGUGGACCUGCAGACCAGCCUGAGUUGAUUCAAAACCCCAUUUUCUUUGAAAAACAUGUGUCUUAUGUCCAGGAGAGUGUUCCUGCAUCUUAUCCAUUUGGAGGAGCCUCUAAAAUCAGCUUUCAUUUAGAUCAGCACACACCAAAGGAACAAAAUACUAGUGUCCAAACACGACCUUCACAAGCUUCCGUUCAGCAAGAAGUUACAAACUGUAAUCAGAAGGAGGCGGCAGCUGGCACAGAACAAGAUGCUGGACAAAUAUCUGUCUUGUCUGAAAAAGAAAGUGUGACUAUGGAAGCAUCAACACCUAAAACAGCAGAAAAUGGCAAAGAUCAAAGUGAUCACAGAAUACUUUCAGGUUUGUCUGAUAAGAUGAAGCUGGUGGAGACAAAAACUCAAGGCCACAACUCAGAUACGUAUGACAAAGCUGCUGAAGAUGUUUCGUCCUCAGACAUUCAGAGAACUGUCUCUACUGCCUCCAUUAAGGUUGGAGAACUGGCUUCAGAUGUUUCUCAGCCCCCACUCUGCAUCCAUGGGCAUUCAUCCGAUGCUCACAUAAAGGUUGGACAGUAUACAUCUGAGGUAGCUGCUCCUCUGCCCUCCCCAAACAUUCAUGGGCACGCCUCCAAUUCUCACUUCAAGAUAGGAGUUAAUGUUUCAGAAGUUGAUGCACCUCCAAUGUCCUCUAGUUCCCACGGUCACUCUUCUGAUGCUCACAUCAAAAUUGGGGAAAAUAUUUCUGAAUUUAUCCCUCCUGUUCCGACUCAAAACAUCCACGGCCAUGUCUCAGAUGCUCACAUCAAAAUAGGGGAUCUUGUUCCAGAUGUAACGAUGCCUGUGUCAUCACCAAGUGUUCACGGUCACAGCUCAGAUUCUCAUAUAAAAGUUGGGGAAAACAUCUCUGAUUUUGUCUUACCACGUCCUCCUCCCAGUAUUCAUGGACACUCCUCUGAUGCAAAUAUAAAAGUGGGUGAGUUUGUGUCCAAUGUAACUGAGGCAAGACCUCAUUGGAGUAAACAUGGGCACGCCUCAGACUGCGCCCUCCAGCCUGGGUGUGUGGUGCCAGGAUCAGAACCACCCUCGUCCGCUUUGCCUGGAAGCUCAUACGGCCACUCGUCUGAUUCAGCGUUAGGUGUUGGGUGUGCAGUUCUAGGCGAUGAGCCCAAACGUUCUCCCUUACCUGGCAGUGCUCACGGUCAUUCAUCGGACUCUAAUUUAAGCUCUGGGUGCGUUGUUUCACAAGUUGAACCACUUCGAUCACCACUUCCAGGCAGCGCCUAUGGCCACUCAUCAGAUUCAGCUAUGGGAGUUGGGUGUGUAGUGUUGGGGUCAGAGCUGCCACCCUCUGCUCUACCAGGCAGCUCAUAUGGUCACUCCUCAGAUUCUUCCCUAGGAGUCGGGUGUGUGGUGAAAGGAAAAGAUGAUGAAAAUCAGCAAAAGACAAAAGAUGAGGGCAGUAACGGUUUUAAUUCAGGCAGCUUCCUUGAGCAGCAUGUUGAGGGGUUUGGUUCCUGGACGUCUGGUUUAGCUUUGUCUCCUGGAGAAAUGUCAAAGCAGGAAUACCUUACGGCUUUAUCCGCCCAGUAUCAAGUGGAGCGUUACGAAGACUGUUACAACCUGACGGCGUCGUCACCUGAGUGUCAGCUGCUGAAGCAGGUAACUCGAGGACCCUGGGGUCUUCCCAUGGACCCCACACUCCAUAGAGCAACAGACACCACAGUUGUCCAGCUCAGUGAGAUGGUUUCCCUGCCUGUGCUGAUAAAACACUCUGUCACCGCCCCGCUCAUCACACAUGUGUCUUUGGUGAACAAGGCUGUGGUGGACUACUUCUUCGUGGAGUUAGAGGUGGAAAAACAUUUUCAGGUUCUGCGUCACUUCCUGCUGAUGGAGGACGGCGAGUUUGCACAGUCCCUCAGCGAUCUGAUCUUUGAGAAGAGUCAGACACUGGUGAAAGGUGCAGGUCGCUCUGCACAGUUCCACCAGCUGCAGCUGUACAGACACGAGAUGCAGCAUUUUGUCAAAGUCAUUCAAGGUUACAUUGCCAACCAGAUCCUCCAAGUGUCCUGGACGGAGUUCACAGCUAAGCUGGCCACUGCUAAUGACCUGGACGCUAUUCACCGCACACACGCUGACUACCUCAACAGAGCCAUCUUCAGAGGUCUGCUUACAGACAAAGCAGCUCCGGUUAUGAACAUCAUCCACAGCAUCUUCAGCCUGAUUCUCAAAUUUCGGGCCCAGCUGAUCGCACAGCCUUGGGACAAGCAGCAGGGGGAGGCAGUGCACCCCAGCUUCAUUGCCAUGCAGCAAUCGUACAACACCUUCAAGUAUUACUCUCACUUCCUUUUUAAAGUGGUGACCAAGCUGGUGAACAGAGGCUACCAGCCUCACUUAGAGGACUUUCUGCUCCGCAUCAACUUCAACAACUACUACAAGGACUCCUAACGAGCAUGUCUGUGAGCAAAAUGUCCACGAUUUCAUUUCUUAAGGCUUUUUAUGGGGAGUGGUGGCGUAGAGGU